ACCCAAGUUCCUCCCUCGGUCUUCUGCUGCAACAGAGCGCGGACUCGGUACGAGCGGUUUCAAGGGACCAGUACUGACCGAAGAUCUUCUGUGGAAAGUUGCAGCUCAUUUUGAAGUUUAUAUAUUACUAGACUGCACUAGUAAAUAACGCAACAAUGGCUGGUUUGAAGUACAUGAGCGGUUUUGGAAAUGAGUUUGCAUCUGAGGACCCUCGCUGUCCAGGAUCUCUACCUGAAGGACAGAACAAUCCACAAGUGUGUCCAUAUGGCCUAUAUGCUGAGCAGCUCUCUGGUUCUGCCUUCACUUGCCCACGGUCGGCCAAUAAGAGAAGCUGGCUGUACCGCAUUUUACCCGCUGUGCGCCACAAGCCUUUCACUCCGAUGAGCUGUGGAGAUCUCACGGAGAACUGGAAUGAAGUGGAGCCCGACCCCAACCAGCUACGAUGGAAGCCGUUUAACAUCCCUAAAUCUUCUGAGAAAAAAGUGGAUUUCAUAUCGGGUCUACAUACAGUCUGUGGAGCUGGAGAUUCAAAAUCUCGGAAUGGAAUUGGCAUCCACAUGUAUACCUGUAACACUUCAAUGAUUGACAGAUGUUUCCAAAAUGCAGAUGGUGAUUUCCUUAUUGUGCCCCAACAAGGUGAAAUCCUGAUUACUACAGAAUUCGGGAAGAUGAUGGUGGAGCCCAAUGAGAUUUGUGUCAUUCAGCAAGGGAUGCGUUUUAGUGUUGAUGUGUUUGGAGAAACCAGGGGGUACAUUCUAGAGGUGUUUGGGGCCCACUUUGAGCUGCCUGACCUGGGUCCUAUAGGGGCUAAUGGACUGGCUAACCCUAGGGACUUCCAAACACCUGUGGCUUGGUACGAGGACCGUACUGUAGCCACAGGUUACACCGUUGUCAACAAGUACCAGGGAAAGCUCUUCUCAUGUCAACAGGACUUUUCGCCAUUUAAUGUGGUGGCAUGGCACGGAAACUACACACCGUGCAAAUACAACCUGGAAAACUUCAUGGUCAUCAACUGUGUGGCGUUUGAUCACGCAGAUCCGUCGAUUUUCACCGUUUUGACAGCCAAAUCCACACGUCCAGGUGUGGCCAUUGCAGAUUUUGUCAUCUUUCCUCCUCGUUGGGGUGUAGCCGAUCACACCUUUCGGCCUCCUUACUACCACAGGAACUGCAUGAGCGAGUUUAUGGGAUUAAUCAAAGGCCACUAUGAAGCAAAGGAAGGAGGUUUCCAGCCUGGAGGAGCCAGUCUCCACAGCAUCAUGACUCCACACGGCCCUGACUUCGACUGUUUUGAGAAGAACAGUACAGCUGUUCUGAAACCAGAGAGAGUUGCUGAAGGCACUAUGGCAUUCAUGUUUGAGUCAUCCUUCAGCAUGGCUGUGACCAAGUGGGGAUUGGACACCUGUCACCGUCUCGAUAAGAGCUACUAUAAAUGCUGGGAGGCUUUAAAAAGUCACUUCAAUCCAAACUGGAAACCCAGCAGCAAGUAGCAGUAGUCAUAAUAUUUGUCUGAUAAUAUAUGAUUUUGUGAUAUCAAAAUAAAGCAUGCUGUUGGAAUAUAACCACUAAAACAAAACGGAGUGGUUCUGCAGGUUUUAUAAAGAUGCAUUUAAGACAUUUUAAAGACCUUUUUAAAACAAAGUAAAGAAAAUUUAAGGAACUCAGUACAUCAAAAUGUAAAUGUCUAGGAGCACACCAUGAGUCGUAUUAAUAAAGUUUGAAAAUACAACAUUCAA
Messenger RNA from Onychostoma macrolepis, 1733 nucleotides. RefSeq names its product homogentisate 1,2-dioxygenase (gene hgd). Lineage: Eukaryota; Metazoa; Chordata; Actinopteri; Cypriniformes; Cyprinidae. Bases 156 to 1487 code for a protein of 443 amino acids. Gene Ontology annotation, molecular function: homogentisate 1,2-dioxygenase activity. The record is from RefSeq and is a predicted model, not a curated record. Gene Ontology annotation, cellular component: cytoplasm. Gene Ontology annotation, biological process: L-phenylalanine catabolic process. The transcript has 13 exons.